Molecule: messenger RNA, 1206 nt
Organism: Aspergillus nomiae NRRL 13137
Lineage: Eukaryota; Fungi; Ascomycota; Eurotiomycetes; Eurotiales; Aspergillaceae
Product: cytochrome P450 monooxygenase
Exons: 3
Coding region: 1-1206 (401 amino acids)
Molecular function (GO): steroid hydroxylase activity; heme binding; iron ion binding
Source: RefSeq, a predicted model, not a curated record
AUGACGGAGCGCAUAGAAGGACUGUUAUUUGCCUCAUUGGCAAAGGCCCUGCCAGCGACUCCGGAAUGGACGUAUGGGAAGGACUUGACCGAGUUCUUUGAGAACCAUCUCGGAUCAGCCAUCCUGCAGGCCUUAUACGGCCCGCUGCUGGUCAGAAAAAACCCAGAGUUCAACCGCAACCUGUGGCGGUAUGAUAAACAAAUAAUGAAGCUUGCCACGCGCUUGCCAGCGUGGCUGAUCCCGAAAGCCUAUCGUUUGCGGGAUGAACUUCUCGAUGUUAUCAUGAAAUGGCAUCAACAGGCUGCUCUACUCUCGGAAACGAUGUCAAGCAGUAAAAUGGCUGGUGGAAGUGAAGUCGAUCCAUACUGGGGAUCGGCCAUGAUGCGCGAAAGAAACAAGAUGCUGUUGAACAUGGAAGGACAAGACGCCAAGUCGGCGGCAUCCACAGAUCUUGGCUUUAUCUGGGCCUCUGUUACCAAUGUUGUGCCAUCGACCAUGACCCUUUGUACUCACAUGUACCGUGAUUCCUCACUCGUCGAGGAUAUUCGUAUAGAGGUUCGGGAUUGCAUUCAGCCGGGGACCACCUCGCGGUUUGAUCUCAACAAGCUUGCGAAGCAGCAGUUUCUGCUCUCGAUGUAUGCUGAGACCUUGCGCUUUGGUGUACAAAUCCAUAUCCCUCGCUGCUCACCACACCAACCGCUUUCCGUGGCAGGAGCAACCAUCCAGCCGAAUAAAAUGAUCCUCAUAAACACAGGACUCGCGCAUUCCGACGAGUCAGUAUGGAACACACGAAAUGGACAGUAUCCGCUGGAUACCUUUUGGCCGCAGCGAUUCCUUGUUGAUCCAACAGACGAAAGUAGUGGGCCUUUACGAAAAGACUAUAUUCAGCCAUGUGUCUCGCCUUCUACGGAAGAGGACAAGAAGAUGAACAGCCAAGUUCCAACCUCAAGGCAAUUUACCUUAGAAGGGCUCGAGGGAAGCUGGAUACCUUAUGGAGGUGGACAACACGCAUGUCCGGGUCGGAAUCUAGCCAAACGUAUUAUAUUGCUCGCAAGCUCGAUGAUGGCUAUCAUGUUUGACAUCGAGCUACUAGCUCCCGACUCGUCCUUGCAGUUUGGUUCGCCCCGGUUUGGAUUUGGGGUCCGUAAGCCAUCCGCACAAGUGCCUUUUCGGAUCCGACGCCGACAACCAGUCAGUGAACAUUAG